Molecule: messenger RNA, 2055 nt
Organism: Varanus komodoensis (Komodo dragon)
Lineage: Eukaryota; Metazoa; Chordata; Lepidosauria; Squamata; Varanidae
Gene: RMDN1
Product: regulator of microtubule dynamics 1
Exons: 10
Coding region: 325-1200 (291 amino acids)
Cellular component (GO): mitotic spindle pole; cytoplasm; spindle microtubule
Molecular function (GO): microtubule binding
Source: RefSeq, a predicted model, not a curated record
GGUUUUCUUACGUAUCCAGAGUUUGUUCCUAGGCGCGUGGAGUUGGUGUAGCGAUGCCGAGUCUGGUUUCAGAGGAACGCGAUGUAGAAAAUACAGUUCUCCGCACAAGGCUUCUUUUGGAGUCGUUCUGCCCCACUUCCCACGCCCGUUGUAUCUACGCAGUGCAAUUGGAGGCAAUUUUAUUCUGGGAGCAUUCUAGAGUUAGUAAGGUGACAGGCUAGUAGCCUGUGCACAGUUCCCACUGUGUUCUGUAGUACAUAACGUAAACAUAUAAGUUUGCAUUUUGAGGCAUCCAAAAGUUGAGGGUCCACUCUAAAGAUACUUAUGUUCUACUCUUCUGCUCAGUAUGUUUACUUAGAAGUAGAUACCACAAAUUCCAGUGGCACUUUCUCCCUAGUUUUUGAAAAAUCUAAAUUUUUUGGAAGAGGACUUGCAUUUUCAGCACUGUCUUACCUGGCAUACAAAACAUAUAUAUUAAUCUCUCAAUCUGUUGUGGUUCAUGCUGAUGUCCAAGUGGAUGAACUCCUAGACCAAGCAGACUAUCUGUAUGGGAGCGGUGAAACUGAAAAACUUUGGCAGUUGCUGAAUCAACACAAAAACAGCAAGAAUGCUCAGGUGCUGUGGCGCCUGGCACGAGCAUCACGAGACCUAGCUCAUCUUAGUCAUACUUCUGCAGAGAAAAAGAAGCAGUUGACCUAUGAAGCCCUUGAGUAUGCAAAGGCGGCUCUUGAAAAAGAUUCUUCGUGUUUUAGUGUGCACAAGUGGUAUGCUAUCUGCAUCAGUGAUGUUGGAGAUUAUGAAGGAAUAAAGACAAAAAUUGCCAAUGCAUUUGUUAUUAAGGAACACUUCCAGAAAGCAAUCGAACUGAAUCCGAAGGAUGCUACAUCACUCCAUCUUAUGGGCAUUUGGUGUUACACAUUUGCUGAAAUGCCAUGGUAUCAGAGCAAAAUAGCUGCAAUUUUAUUCUCAACACCACCAAGUUCUACCUAUGAAGAGGCUUUACGUUACUUUCAGAAAGCUGAAGAUGUUGAGCCAAAUUUCUACAGUAAAAACUUACUGUUUUUGGGAAAAACAUAUAUGAAGUUAAACAACAGAAAAAUGGCCCUUCUGUGGUUAACAAAGGCCAAAGAUCGGCUGUCACACACAGAGGAGGAUAAGCAGGUACAGAAAGAAGCAUUGGAGUUGCUAAAUUCUUUGUGACAAGAUUGCUGAAUGUGUGUGAAUUGCUGUAAUAUACUGAUCAGCAAGUUAAAAGAAUAAAUAGCCUUUCACUCUGAAGGAACUGAGCUUUAGACAAAAAAUACCAGGACAUACAUGAUGAUCCAGAAUGUCUAGAUAUAUUUCUGUGUGUAUCUCUAAACAGAAUUAAUGCACAAAGUGUGUUCCAAAAGCAGUUAUGCACUUGACAGGAUUUCUAAAACAAUUCUGUAUUUUGGUUCUCAGAUUCUACCUUGCUUACUUGAACUAAAGUCUCUAUUCAGUAAGAGCCUGAUUAUUAUAUUAGGCUCUUUGUCCUCCAUUUCAUAACUAAGAAUCUCUUUUCUUCUGGAAGAUCCCUAAGAGGCUAAACUUUUAUUUACUUCUCCCACCUUUGGAGAUUGUUAACUCCUAGAGGUGCUUCAUUUUUCUUGGAUUACCUUAAUGGAGCUUCUUGACUUCUGUCAAGGUUAACUGCAGUUUUCCAUAGAUUCUAUAGGAAUAUGGUCUGUCGUCUUAGAGAAGUCCAAAUUUCUGUUCAAAGGGUGCCUUAUCUCUUUCAAACACCUCCAUGGAUGGAGUGCAGCACCAUUAAACACAUGGGCCAUUUAACUGUCCCUUGCUGUUUUGUAAGAAAAGUUACCCUUUCUUAGGGACUGGCCACGUUAUGGAACUUAAGCCAGCCUUUUGUGCUGGGAUACUGAUUUUUCUGAUAGCUGAUUGUCAUAAUGAGCCAGGUAAAAAGCAGAUAACUUUUACCAGGGCAUAUAGAUCUGAUUUGUGUACACACCUUUUACAUACACUAUUAUCUGGAUCCUAGUGCCACCUGUAAUACAAAAUAUACAGUAUAUCACAGAA